AUGUCUGCUACGUUGACUAAUACUGCUGAUUCUCGAGCCUUACAUGUUUAUCGGGUGCCUGCAUAUCAAAAGCGUACUCGUGGCUACGAUCAUCAUGCAUCGAUUCCACGCGUUCGAUCUCCAUCACGUGAUUCAAGAGUUUAUGUAUCUCGACGACGUCAAUCAUCACCUCCAACAUCAACUGUACGUGUUGUUGAAGUAAAAUCACCACCAUCCACUACAUACAUGAAACGUUUCUAUCCUCAUCCAAGAGCAGCGCGUGUCAUUCGAGAACAAAGUCCACUGUCAACCGAUACUGAUUCAACUUCACCAAUAUCAACACCUCCGCCGAUUUCCUUGGUAAAACGACGGCAACAACAACAACGACGUGUCGUUCGUAUAGCAACGACGUCGACAAAUGCUAGUUCGAAUAGUGAUUUAAUUGUACCGGUUGCUAAGAAAUAUCGUCGUACCAUUGAUGAAACACCAGUUACGAUCGUAUCGGAAACUCCACUUGUUAAUCGUGGUACAUCACCACGAAAACAUUGGAAAAAACGCGAAAAACCAAUUCCACUCGAUCUAGAACGCGAUGUUUAUAUUUCCGACGAAGACUAUUACGAAGAAGCAUUUCCCGAUGGCACGUAUAAACCAAAAUCUUAUAAAUUUUGUAAAUGGUGCCAUGGUAAAUGUGCUCGUCGUUGUCCACAUUGCAACUAUUGCGAAUGGUAUUAUAGUUGUCCGUGUUGUUGUUGGCUUACAUGUUUACUUUUAUCGUUAGGAUUGCUAAUUGGAAUUUUUACUCUCAUCGGAUUUUUACCAGAAGUAAAUCCAUCGCGACGUCCAGUCGUUAAUCAAGAAGUUAAUGUUACGAUAAGAGCUAUACAACAAAAUUUACCUUGUGAUCCGACUGCGACUUAUAAUGCAUCAAGUACUUUAAUUCGAUGUAUUGAUACGACACCUGUCUACGCUUAUACUGUAUAUUCACAAUUGUAUAGUAGAGCGAUUCGAUUAGAUACACUUAAUUUUCAAUAUGUAUUAUAUGUUUUAUGUUUAGUAAUUUCUUUUUUAGUACUAUAA
Rotaria socialis is the source of this 1056-nucleotide messenger RNA. The record is from the annotation of a GenBank genome assembly. Lineage: Eukaryota; Metazoa; Rotifera; Eurotatoria; Philodinida; Philodinidae.